This is a messenger RNA of Hansenula ciferrii, 1935 nucleotides long. RefSeq names its product DEAD-box ATP-dependent RNA helicase DED1 (gene DED1). Gene Ontology annotation, molecular function: RNA helicase activity; RNA binding; ATP binding. The coding region runs from base 1 to 1935 and encodes 644 amino acids. Lineage: Eukaryota; Fungi; Ascomycota; Saccharomycetes; Phaffomycetales; Wickerhamomycetaceae. Gene Ontology annotation, cellular component: nucleus. The transcript has a single exon. The record is from RefSeq and is a predicted model, not a curated record.
AUGUCAAAUAUUGAAGACAGUUUCCAAAACAUGAACAUUAACGGCGGUGCUAACGCUGGCCGUGGUGGAAAGAAAGGUUAUGUUCCUCCUCAUGCUCGUCGUCAACAACAAGAUGGCGGCGCUUCACCAGCAAGAAACUUUGAUAACUCAUACUCAAAUGGCGGUGGUUACGGCGGUGGCUACAAUAAUGGUGGUUUCAACAGAGGCUACUCUAGCGGUGGUGCUUUCGGUGGUUACAAUAACAGAAGAGGUGGCCGUGGUGGUUUCAAUCGUAAUGGUGGAUCUGGCGGUCGUUUCCAAAGUGCUGAUCAAGGUAGAUUUGUUGAUGGUAAACAUGUUCCAGGUCAAGCCAAUGCAAACGUAGAGAUUGAAUUAUUCGGUGCUGCUGAUGAUCCAAAAUUCCAAUCCUCAGGUAUCAACUUUGACAAUUAUGAUGAUAUUCCAGUUGAAGCUUCAGGUGAUGGUGUUCCAGAACCAAUUGAUUCAUUUACUGCUCCUCCAUUAGAAGAAUUAUUACUGGAAAACAUUAAAAAGGCUCGUUUCACUAAACCAACCCCAGUCCAAAAAUACUCUGUUCCAAUCGUUGCUGCUGGUCGUGAUUUAAUGGCUUGUGCUCAAACUGGUUCAGGUAAAACUGGUGGUUUCCUUUUCCCAAUUUUAUCAGAAUCAUUUUUAAAUGGUCCAUCUGAAGUUCCUGAACCAACUACUCAAUUUUCAAGAAGAAAAGCUUAUCCAACUGCUUUAGUUUUAGCUCCAACCAGAGAAUUAGUUUCUCAAAUUUAUGAUGAAGCUAAAAAAUUCACAUACAGAUCAUGGGUCCGCCCAACCGUUGUUUACGGUGGUUCUGAUAUUAGAAGUCAAAUCCAAGAUAUCCAAAGAGGUUGUGAUUUAUUAGUUGCUACUCCAGGUCGUUUGAACGAUUUAUUAGAACGUGGUGUUAUUUCAUUAAGAAACAUCAAAUAUUUAGUUUUAGAUGAAGCUGAUAGAAUGUUAGAUAUGGGUUUCGAACCACAAAUCAGACACAUUGUCCAAGAAUGUGAUAUGCCACCAGUUGAAGAACGUCAAACUCUUAUGUUUUCAGCUACUUUCCCAACUGAUAUUCAAAUGUUGGCUCGUGAUUUCUUGAAAGAUUAUAUUUUCUUAUCUGUUGGUAAAGUUGGAUCAACUUCAGAAAACAUUACACAAAAAGUCUUAUACGUUGAAGAUGACGAAAAAAGAUCAGUUUUAUUAGAUAUUUUAUCUGCUGAUGAAAAUGGUUUAACUUUAAUUUUCGUUGAAACCAAGAGAAUGGCUGAUGCAUUAUCAGAUUUCUUAAUCAACACCAAUUUCCCAGCUACUUCUAUUCACGGUGAUCGUACUCAAAAUGAACGUGAACGUGCUUUAGAAUACUUCAGAAGUGGUAAAGCUCCAAUCUUAGUUGCUACAGCUGUUGCUGCAAGAGGUUUAGAUAUUCCAAACGUUACUCAUGUUAUCAACUAUGAUUUACCAACUGAUAUUGAUGAUUAUGUUCAUCGUAUUGGUCGUACCGGUCGUGCUGGUAACACAGGUGUUGCUACUGCUUUCUUAAACAGAGGUAACAAAAACGUUGUCAAAGAUUUGAUUGAUAUCUUAUCUGAAGCUAACCAAGAAGUCCCACAAUUCUUAAACACUAUUGCCAGAGAAUCUUCAGGUGGUCGUGGUGGUCGUGGUGGCCGUGGUGGUCGUAACAACAACACCAGAGAUUUCCGUCGUCAACCAGGAUUUAACAAUGGUGGUGGUUCAUUCGGUGGUUACGGUGGUGGCUACAACAAUGGUGGUGCUUCAUAUGGUAACUCAUUCGGCGGUGCUUACGGUAACCAAUCUACUCGUGGUGCUGGUGGUGCUGGUGGUGCUUUCUCAUCUUACCAAUCAUCAAGUUAUGGUAACCCAUCUUCAUCAGCUAACAGUUGGUGGUAA